Molecule: messenger RNA, 394 nt
Organism: Oryza brachyantha (malo sina)
Lineage: Eukaryota; Viridiplantae; Streptophyta; Magnoliopsida; Poales; Poaceae
Product: auxin-induced protein 15A-like
Exons: 1
Coding region: 77-394 (105 amino acids)
Biological process (GO): response to auxin
Source: RefSeq, a predicted model, not a curated record
UUAUCACUGUAGCAAAUACUGCAAGAACGGAUUCAGUCUGACAGGCCGAGUGACAGUGAAGUUUGGGUGAGCUGGGAUGGGCGGCAAGCUGCAGCACAUCAUGGAGCGGCUCCACCUGGGGAAAGGCGGCGGCGGCGGCGGCGCGACGACGGCGAGGGACGUGCCGAGGGGCCACUUCGCGGUGUACGUCGGCGAGGCCCGGGCGAGGUUCGUGGUGCCGACGGCGUACCUGAGGCAGCCGGCGUUCGUGGCGCUGCUGAAGAGCGUCGAGGAGGAGUACGGCUUCGACCACUGCUUCGGCGGCCUCACCAUCCCCUGCUCCGAGCGCGACUUCGCCGCCCUCCUCCGCCGCCUCAGCUCCUCGGCGUCGCCGUCGCCGUCGUGGCGGCAUUGA